AUGAAAGCGGAUACACAAUCUGUGUUGGAGGAGGUAACCACUUAUGUGAACAAUCAUCGCAAGCAAAGCACCUGCACUGAGGGAAAGACAGCCAUAGACGGAGAACAAGCCUCCUAUCCCCCAUCCAAGCCGUACUUGCACCCGAUUCCGCCACUCUCCUCUGACACCAUCAUCAUCCCGCACGCGUCGUCCUUCAAACCUCCGCCUCUCUUCAAUCAUUUCUCACCCGUACCCAACAAAUUGAAUCCUUUCAUCGUGGUCGUCGACCGCCUGUGCGGGGAAGCUGUGCUGCGUGGCGCCGACGUCUUCGUGCGGGGCGUAUGGAGCGCGAGUGCUGGCAUCGCCUCGGGCUCCCGCGUGCUCCUUCUUAUGGACCUUCACCGACACUCCCAGCGAGGCUGCCUGUACGCCGACUACCAAGGCGAGGCCAUCUGCAUCGGGCAAGGGGUCGCCCUCGUCCCCCGUGCGGAGCUCGUCACCGCCACCCACGGCCUGGGUAUCCGGGUCACCCACCGCAUGGGCCCUCAAGCCCCGCCCCUAAACGGUUUCCUCCCUGGCCGUCUCUUUCCUCAAAACCUCCCUUCCCUCCUCGUCGGGCACGUCCUCGCGCCCUUGCCAGGCAGCACCGUCAUCGACUUGUGCGCGUGCCCGGGCGGGAAAGCCACGCACCUUGCCACGCUCAUGCGGGGGGAGGGCGUGGUGGUGGCGUGCGACCGGAGCCGGAAAAAAAUCAAGGCGCUGCAGGCGUUGGGGGAAAGAAUGGGGCUGCUCCCUUGCUUGUGCCCCCUCGUCUUGGACACGACCCACCCCGUCCUUCCCCCCUCCCUCCGGGACCGGCGGCACCUGCCUUCGUCUCACCCUGUGGCUGUGUUGGCCGCGGCGGCGAAAAAC
Nannochloropsis gaditana CCMP526 is the source of this 891-nucleotide messenger RNA. RefSeq lists its product as uncharacterized. The transcript has a single exon. Gene Ontology annotation, biological process: RNA methylation. The annotation marks the transcript as partial. The record is from RefSeq and is a predicted model, not a curated record. Gene Ontology annotation, molecular function: RNA binding; methyltransferase activity.